Messenger RNA from Entrophospora candida, 1308 nucleotides. The record is from the annotation of a GenBank genome assembly. NCBI's taxonomy places the organism in Eukaryota, Fungi, Glomeromycota, Glomeromycetes, Entrophosporales, Entrophosporaceae.
AUGUCUACUACACCUCAAACAAACAGAUUCUUAAAUGUAACAGCAGCUUCAUCACCUUUAUCUGCUGUUUUCAAUACGCCGACGACACCAUCAGCAACAUCGUCAGUUAGUUUUUUACCUUCUGUACCAGAAACAUUUGUCGCUCAAUCAGAUAAAGUUUUUAGCAUUGACAAUGCAACUUUUUCCAUGGAUAAUAAAGUUUCAGCUACAUAUGUUUGGUUCGUUGGGGAUUUUCAUCAUUUUUACAAAAAUCCAACGCAUUGCACAACUGUAUGGAGUAAAGCAUUUUAUUCACCAAGUAUGGCUAAUAAUUUGCACUUAAAUCAGAACAACAAUCAUACAUCCACCACUUCCAAUAGUACUAUUACCAGUAGUCUCACCGCAACACAAAAUAUUAUUGAGGAUGACACUAAUACGAUGAUGAUAGAUAAUCCUUUGGAUAAUGCAGACGAGCAAGAUUAUCACACCUGGAGAUUAUGUUUGUUCCCACAUGGUUAUAAGACUGAUCAACAUAUUUCCUUGUUCCUUUACGCGUUUCAAACAGAUUCAGAAAAGAAAAAUGGAAUUUUAAUGAGGCCAGUUAAAUAUUCUUUUGAACUUUUUAAGCUUGUAACAAAUCCUAUACCAAAAUUGCAAAGUUUAAAUGUUACUCAAACAAUUUUUAAAAAGGAUUUUAAUCUUGAUCAAAAAGGCGAUAGUGGUGGUAAAGCAAAAUUUUGUGAAUUAUCAAACAUCUUUCCUGAUAAUGAUGUUACGGUUAAAACUGAUAUUGUGAUCAAAGUACAAUUUGUUAUUGAAGAUUUCAGUGAUGUAAAAUUCAGCUUUAGCAAUGAAUUAGAAAUCAAAGCUUCGAGAUUAGCAUUAUCAGCAAGAUCGUCUUAUUUUGAUAAAAUGUUUAGUGGAGAAUGGGCAGAUACCAAAUCUGCUACAAUUCCCAUCAAAGAUGUUUCCUAUCAAUGCUUUAAAUUGAUAAUUUAUUACUUAUACACUGGUGACUUGAAAAAUGAUUUACCAUUUGAUGUGCUAAAAGAUCUAUGUGUAGAGACGGAAAGCAGAGGAAUUUCAGAAUUGAGUGAAUUGGUUUCAUCAAGAAUCAUCAAUAAGGUUAACUAUGAUAAUUGGAGCGAUGCAUUGUUGAUUGGUCGAAAAACGAAAAAUAAUCAUUUAAAAAAUGUUGCACUGAAAUUUAUUAAUGAACAUUGGGAAAACGUCAGGGAAGAUCAAAAAUUUCGGGACAUCAUAUCAAUUGGUGAUUUUGAAUUGGGUGAAGAAAUAUUUCAUGCGAGAUAUUUUGGAGUAGUUAGUUAG